GCGGCCCGGCGGGGCGGGUGCGCGGCCGGCGGCGCUGGCGGAGGAUGCGGGCGGCGGCCCCGCGGCGCGGGCGGCUGCAGGAGGGCGGCGGCGGCGGCGGGGCCGGCGGCGGGCAGCGGCGCGGCGCCUGACCGCAGAGCUCCGCUCCGCGCCCGAGGAUGCUGGGGGGCGAUGCCCGGCGACAGGGAGGACGAGAUCUGCCAGAAAGCGCUGCAGCUGCUGGCCGAGCUCUGCUCCGUCGGGGCGGUGGAGAACGACAACUGCCGGGAUUUCAUCUACUACCUGCGGGACAGAGCCCGGCCCCGCCUCACCGACUCAGAUAUCUCAGUAAGCUUGCUCUCCUUAGUUGUCACAGCCUGUGGUCUUGCUCUCUUUGGUGUGUCCCUGUUCGUGUCCUGGAAGCUUUGUUGGAUCCCUUGGCGAGAACGUGGCCUGCCAUUUGGGAACAAAGACAACAAACAGGAAUCCCUGAACUACACAGAUACAGAGACCAAUGACCAUGAAUACAGUGACGAUUUUCUGGGUCAGCCGACAACCUAUCCAGAGUCCUCCAUGAAGAUCAGCCACACCUCCCCUGAUAUUCCGUUAGAUGCUCAAACUGGAACGAAGGAGAACUGCGUACACAAUGCGCGAAUGCAUCGUCAGACCACUGAACCCACCUCUUCUGCUCGGCAUAAUUCAAUCCGGAGACAGCUCAACCUCUCCAACCCUGACUUCAACAUCCAGCAGGUUCAGAAACAGGAGCAACUGACAGGAAUUGGCCGCAUUAAGCCAGAGCUAUAUAAACAAAGAUCAGUGGACACAGAUGAUGGCCGGAGGAGUAAUAGCAAGGCAUGUGGAAAACUGAACUUUAUUCUGAAAUAUGACUGUGAUUUAGAGCAGCUGAUUGUGAAGAUACACAAGGCCAUCAACCUGCCAGCAAAGGACUUCUCUGGAACUUCGGAUCCAUAUGUGAAGAUUUAUCUGCUUCCUGACAGGAAAACAAAACACCAGACUAAAGUGCAUAGAAAAACCCUAAAUCCAGUAUUUGAUGAAGUUUUUUUAUUUACUGUCCCAUACAAUGAUCUGAAUGCACGGAAACUCCAUUUCUCAGUGUAUGACUUUGACAGAUUCUCCAGGCAUGACUUGAUUGGCCAAGUGAUAGUGGAUAAUUUUUUAGAUUUGGCAGAUUUUCCCAGGGAAUGUAAUAUUUGGAAGGAUAUUGAAUAUGUCACCAAUGAUAACGUCGAUCUUGGCGACCUGAUGUUUUCACUCUGCUACCUUCCAACAGCUGGUAGACUAACUAUUACAAUAAUAAAGGCAAGAAAUUUAAAGGCAAUGGAUAUCACAGGAGCAUCAGAUCCCUACGUGAAGGUUUCUUUAAUGUGUGAAGGAAGGCGACUAAAGAAAAGAAAAACUUCCACCAAGAGGAAUACCCUUAAUCCCGUUUACAAUGAAGCCAUAGUCUUUGACGUCCCUCCAGAAAAUAUUGACCAAAUUAACUUGUCGAUAGCUGUUAUGGAUUAUGACCGUGUAGGUCACAAUGAGGUCAUUGGAGUAUGCCAAGUAGGCAACGAUGCAGAAAGUCUAGGUCGUGACCACUGGAAUGAAAUGCUCUCAUACCCACGGAAACCCAUCGCUCACUGGCAUCCUCUCGCAGAGGGCCCUAUUCAGCAGAAAUGUUAUGCAGGUCUUCUGCGCUUGGAUGACUGCCGAAGAGGCUUCCUCACCCUUUUAACCUAUUCAGCAGAAAUUUGGCAUUCCUGUUGAACUCUUUCUUAGCCAUAUCCUCAGGGGCUAUUCCACAGAGUCCAGUGGGGAAUCAAGUGGGGGAGGGUGUCCAGCGCAUCCCGGCUGUGCAGAGAAAUAUAUACACAGCAUAUCAUUUUGGUUCCUGAAUCAGGAUUAGACUCAGCGAGAGCUUCUGGAACCUCUGUGGCCACAGCCAUAGGACCCUGAAAAUUUGCUGAAUAGGACCCUCAGUCUUCUACUGUGUGAAGAGCUAUUGGUUUCAAGUAGUGCAAUGUUAUCCACUUGUAGCAUUAGAUCUCCAGCCAACACUAUUGCUACUGAUAGAUUAUUUGUAUGGUCAUAAGCAUUACCCAAAUUCUAUCAUAAGUUCUGUUCAUUAGAAUAACCCAGAUUUUACAGGUAACAUGAUAACAAUGAAAAGCGAUAGAUAUUGGACUGGAACCAGCAACAGAAGUGGUUCUUGUAUUAAAAAAAAAAAAAAAAAAAAAAGUGCUGUAGUGUAAAUUGAUAGCUUUGGAAGUCUUUUUUUUCUUUUUUUUUUUUCUUUUUUUUUUUUUAUUUCCCCCAGAACAAUUGUUAUCAGACAUUUAUUUUCUGAUGAAAGUUUGUAUCCCCACUGUCAGUUGGUGCCUCCUUUCACCUUACAUGAAAAUAAGGUUAUUAGAGUCCUUUGCAGAAAUCCUUCAAAUCUAAAAACUUGAAAUAAGUUCAUGCCAUACUAUUAAGAACACUCCUGGAAAACUCAACAAUUCUUCAAAGCCUGCCCAAGGAACAUUUCAGAUUGGUAACUGGGCAUGUCCAGAAGAACAAAGAAAUACAGCUAUAAAAUAGCCCUAGCAAAACCAUUUCACUACACUAUCAACUGAAGCCUUACGUCACCAGACCAGUGAUAUAAAUACAAUGCUUAUAACUGUUCAUGCACGAUCCUCACUUCAGGCAAAAUUCUGCACUUUCUGCUCAGGCACAUCUCCCAGGAGCCAAUGUGAGGAGAUAUGCAUGAGCAAAGAGGAGGACCUUUUCCUUUGGAGUGGCGUUCUUUGAUUUCCUGGGCAACUCAUUGUACAUGCAUCCCUACCUGGGAUGCAAAGCAGGCAGCUGCAUGCUUUCCCACCGCAAUUGUUGUUACCAGGGCAAUGUAAAGAACAAUAGCUUCUGUAAAAAGGAAAACACUGAUGCAGCUAGCUCGUUUUGUCUUCAUGUAACAGGGUAAAAGCCUUUCUAAGAUUUGUCUCUAGUGACUGAAAAGGGCAUAAAAAGAAAAGUAAUAUCAUUAUAAUGGCUAAUAUUUUAGAUUUUAUUACCAUACUCAGUUCAUUAAUGCUCAAGGGGCUGGCAUCAGGAGAAUGAUUUUGAAAACAGUUCUAUUACAAAGAAGAUAUCUCUAUGUUCAGGAAGCAAUUCAAGUGGAAUCCAGCACACCUCAAAGGCUUAGAGAUGAGGGAAAAAAUAUAUUUUGUUUAAAAUCCUCCUAACUCUUUUCUCUGACUCAUGAUUUACAAACUGUUACCCAGGCUAUGGCAUUACUGUGUUCUUUAUAAAAAUACCAGCCUCUUCAUAGAAGUGCAGAAGUGGAGCAGUAGUUGUUUUCUACACCUGGAUGCUUUACUCUUCACUUUUAUACUCCAGUUAAUUGAUGCUAUUCCCUAGAACUCAAACAUUCCCAGGGUAUCGUUCUUGUGGGCUGGUACUAAAAUGUGAAGACAGCAGCAGCGUGCAAUAAUGCAACAGUGCAUUGAAGUAACAGAGUGUUUACUGCUAGAAAGCCAGCUGGAAACCAAGAGAUAAUUGUGAUCCCAAUACUGUUGACACAUGCUUUUCUGAACUAUGAUUCCAAAAGGUGAAUUAGUAGAAGGGCUCAAACAAAUAAUUCCAAACCUCCAACCCUCAUUUGUUUUCUUAUUUUCCAUGAAUGAAUAAUUAUGCUGUAUCACAAGUACAGUAAGAGUAAAAUAGAAAUAAAUCCCUUAGAAAUACAUCUCAGCAAGAUUUUAAUCCCUCUUCACUCAUUAAAAAAUGUGCAAUUAAACUGUUAAUUUUAGUUUUCCAUAACAAGCCACAAUUUCAGGUAUUAUUAAAAAAUAGAAGAAAAAAAGUCAGUGAGAAAACCUUCCAAGAUACUGACACUGAGGCAGAUUAUAAUGGGAAGUUGUGUGAAAUUCCCCUGCUAAAAUACUCACAAGCACAAUCCUUCUGCUGUUGAGUGCUGAAAUUUCUUUAUUUUCAUGGAAUUCACAAGACAUCAAAAGCAUCACUGUUCUUUUGCCUCAUUUUCCCCUGUAAAUAACCCUGGCAGUGCACCAACAUGCAUACAUCGCAACCUGUGGCAGGGAGUGGCAGAACAGAAAGCAAGUAUGGUAGGAAAAAAAAAAAAAAGAAAAAAAAAAGGAAGACUGCUCAUUUGGUCUGAAGUGAGACAACAGACCAGAAUAAAAAGUAAGGUUACUUUAGUCCACCCAUCUCGGUUUGAGGGCAUAGUUGGGAUGUUUUUUUGUUUUUUAAAUAUCAACCAUUAUGAAUGGUUAUAUCAACACUGAGCACCUGAAGUCAGAAGUACAAAAGAUAUAUUUAGAGUUUUAUAAUUUGGCAAUGUUAGAGCACUGAGGGGGCCUAUUUGCCAUUAAAAAUAAAAAAUAAAAUUUAAAUUUUAAAAAAUGCUACAAACUCUCUUUAUUCUCUUCUAGCUUAAAAGCAACAAACGAUAAAGGGAAAGGGAGAAAGAGGACUGGAAAUUCAAUUGAAGAGUCUGUUUGACCCAGUUAGAAAUCUACUAAAUUAAAUUACACUUAAUGCAUUUUGAGUUCAUUUGAACAGAAAGAAGAAAAAAACAUACUAGGUAACUCAGCCUGAAUUGUCAUCAAUAAAAUGUUUUCUUCCCUUUAGAACAGUGCGUUGUCAAUUACAUCUCAGUGUCAAGCAAGAAAACAAUGGCUUUCUUAUCUAAAAGGGAAAAAAGCAUGUAGAGAAAGCAAUCUACAACUUUGUAGAAUUUAAUAGAAACCCUCUGUGCUGGGGAAAAUCGGAGCAGGACAGACUCUGUAACAACCUCACUUUGAUUCUUGCUGUAUUUACUGCAAGGCCUUGCUUGCAACCAAUAUUCUGUUUGGAAGUGACAGCUUUAUGAUACAUGAACCAAGCUGUGCAAGGUGUGAGGGCACUGCACAUUCAGGGCUGAGCUGCAUUUAGAGUUAGUAUCUGACACAGUGGGUUGGGCAAGGAACUACAGCUGGGAAAACUCCAGGGUCCUGCGGUUCUCUGAAAAGACUUCCACCUCCUUGAAGGCCCGAAAAAUGCACUGAUCCAGAGGGCAGAGACAGACGCUAUUCAGGAAAGGUAUCAUCAGGACAAACUCAACUGCUGACUGAACACUGCACACAUGGCACAGAAGGGAAGAUGACGUGAGAACUUGUAAGCAUCUGGGUUGUUUGAUUAUUUUGUGUGGGUUUUUUAGUUUGUCCUUCCUUUUCUCAGAUGUAGACACUGUAAAACUGAAAUGUUUUACGUCGUUGCAUGCUGGCCAAAUGUCAUUUUUAAUACCCCUUGCAAAGAUGCACAAAGAGAGCUGUGUUGUUUUGGUAUACUUUCAUUUUCAAUAACACAUGAACAUCGUGCUAUUCUUUAUUAUUUCUUGUUCAGUAAAUAGUCCUGGUAUCUCUAUGUUUCAUGUCUAAUUUUGGAGAGUAGAGCCAUACCUGUAUCAAGGCUCUCUCAACUAGGUGGGCAUUUUGUUUCAGUAGAAAUAAUGCAUGAUUCCUUUCACAGUGAUGGUUUGAGGGAAAAAAAAAACAAUCUUAAUUUUAUAAUAUGUAUUACAAUCUUCUAAACACGAGUAAAAAUGUACUGUGAUUUAUUUAUAUAAAUCUAGUCGGAACAAGUAAUUUUGAUCUUAAUAAAAACUCUGUAAGAAAUUG
Anas platyrhynchos (mallard) is the source of this 5639-nucleotide messenger RNA. Its product is annotated as synaptotagmin-9. Gene Ontology annotation, molecular function: SNARE binding; phosphatidylserine binding; clathrin binding. The record is from RefSeq and is a predicted model, not a curated record. Gene Ontology annotation, cellular component: exocytic vesicle; plasma membrane; dense core granule. NCBI's taxonomy places the organism in Eukaryota, Metazoa, Chordata, Aves, Anseriformes, Anatidae. Gene Ontology annotation, biological process: calcium-ion regulated exocytosis.